GUGAACGCGGCAGCAGCAGCAGUCGACUGGGUGAAGAUGGCGGACUGUAUACGUGUUCCUCUGCUCCUUCUUCUCCUCUGCAUCAUCUCCUCUUUGCAUCCAAUUCAAUGCCAAAACAACCCAGUCCUCGUCAAGGUCCCCAUGAACCCCGAGCUGAAUGCCCCUCUUCCCCCCGGGGCUCCAGUGGAGAGGCUCCCGGUACCGGAGAAGAUCCCCGGUGGAGGGGCCUCGCUGCCUCGAAAACGCUCCUCUACCGGCUGGAAACUGUCCGAAGAGGGAGUCUGUAAGGAGGAUUUGACCCGGUUAUGCCCCAAGCACUCCUGGAACAACAACCUGGCCGUACUGGAGUGUCUCCAGGACAAGAAGGAGGAAACUGAGAUUGCAGCCGAAUGCAACCAUCUGCUGUGGAACUACAAGCUGAAUCUGACCACUGACCCAAAGUUUGAGUCUGUCGCUGUGGAGGUUUGCAAGACCACCAUCACUGAGAUUAAGGAGUGUGCAUCGGAGCAGCUGGGUAAAGGUUUCCUGGUUUCCUGUCUGGUGGAUCACCGUGGCAACAUCACCGACUACCAGUGCAACCAGUACAUCACCAAGAUGACCACCAUCGUGUUCAGCGACUACCGGCUCAUCUGCGGCUUCAUGGACAAAUGUCGAGAAGACAUCAACACUCUUCACUGCGGAAGCAUCAGCACCGGAGACAAGGACGUCCACUCUCAGGGCGAGGUGAUCGCCUGUCUGGAGAAAGGUUUGGUCCGGGAGGCGGAGGAGCAGCCGGGGGCUCAUCCAAUCAAAGAGGAGUGCAAGAAGUCCAUCAUGAGGGUCGCAGAACUCAGCUCCGACGACUUCCACCUCGACAGAUACCUGUACUUCUCCUGCCGAGAGGACCGCGAGCGCUUCUGUGAAAACACGCUGGCCGGAGAGGGACGGGUUUAUAAAUGUCUCUUUAAUCACAAGUUUGAGGAGGCGAUGUCUGAGAAGUGCCGCGAGGCCCUCACCACCCGGCAGAAACUCAUCGCUCAGGACUACAAGGUGAGCUACUCGCUGGCCAAAGCCUGCAAAUCAGACCUGAGGAAAUACCGCUGCAGCGCCGACAGCAACGUGCCGAGAGCCAGAGAGGCGAGGCUGAGCUACCUGCUGCUCUGCCUGGAGUCCGCCGUGCACAGAGGCCGUGUGGUCAGCGGAGAGUGUCAGGGUGAGAUGAUGGAUUACCGGCGGAUGCUGAUGGAGGAUUUCUCUCUGAGUCCUGAGAUCGUGCUGCACUGCCGCAGUGAGAUCGAGGGCCACUGCUCCGGCCUGCACCGUAAGGGCCGGACGCUGCACUGCCUGAUGAGGGUCGGGCGGGGGGACAUGGGGGCCAUCGACCCCAACUGCCAACGGGCGCUCCAGACUCUGAUCCAGGAGGCUGACCCCGGAUCAGACUACCGGAUCGACCGAGCUCUGAACGAGGCGUGCGAGUCGGUCAUCCAGACGGCCUGCAAACACAUCCGCAGCGGAGACCCCAUGAUCCUGUCAUGUCUGAUGGAGCAUCUGUACACGGAGAAGAUGGUGGAGGACUGUGAGCACCGCCUGCUGGAGCUGCAGUACUUCAUCGCAAGAGACUGGAAGUUGGACCCCAUCCUGUACAGGAAGUGUCAGGGCGACGCCGCCAGGCUCUGUCACACUCACGGCUGGAACGAGACGAGCGAGAUGAUGCCGCCCGGCGCCAUCUUCUCCUGCCUCUACCGACACGCAUACCGAUCCGUGGACCAGGGCCGCCGGCUCGUCAGUGGGAAGUCUGAAGCAGGAAAGAGAGGUUUUACUCUCUCCAGGGACUGUAAGGUGGAGGUGCAGCGGAUCCUCCACCAGAGGGCGCUGGACGUGAAGUUGGACCCGGAGCUGCAGCGCCGCUGUAUGACAGAUUUGGGGAAAUGGUGCAGCGAGAAGACGGACCCGGGCCAGGAGCUGGAGUGCCUGCAGGACCACCUGGAGGAGCUGGUGUCCGACUGCAGGGACGUGGUGGGGAACCUGACGGAGCUGGAGUCAGAGGAUAUUCAGAUCGAGGCUCUGCUGAUGCAGGCGUGUGAACCUGUGAUCCAGACCUACUGCCACGAUGUGGCUGAUAACCAGAUCAACACGGGGGAUCUGAUGGAGUGUUUGGUGCAGAACAAACAUCAGAAGGAGAUGAACGAGAAAUGUUCGGUGGGAGUGACGCACUUCCAGCUGAUUCAGAUCAAAGAUUUCCGUUUCUCCUACAAGUUCAAGACGGCCUGCAAGGAGGACGUCCUCAAACUGUGUCCCAAUAUCAAGAAGAAGGUGGACGUGGUGAUCUGCCUCAGCACCACGGUGAGAAACGACACGCUGCAGGACGUCAAGGAGCAGCGAGUUUCCAUCAAGUGUCGCAAACAGCUGCGGGUGGAGGAGGUGGAGAUGUCGGAGGAUAUCCGUCUGGAGCCGGAGCUUUACGACUCGUGCAAGCCCGACAUCACCAGGCUGUGUCAGAACGUCGCCUUCGGAAACGCACAGGUGAUCGAGUGUCUGAAGGAGAACAAGCGUCAGCUGACUCAGAGAUGUCACCAGAAGAUCUUCAAACUGCAGGAAGUGGAGAUGGUGGAUCCAGAACUGGACUACCAGCUGAUGAGAGUCUGCAAGCACAUGAUCCGGCGUUUCUGCACAGAGUCGGAGGGGAAGAACACUCUUCAGUGUCUGAAACAAAACAAGAACAGCGAGCUGAUGGAUCCCAAAUGUAAACAGAUGAUCACCAAGAGACAGAUCACCCAGAACACAGACUACAGGCUGAACCCAGUUCUGAGGAAAGCGUGUAAAGCCGACAUCCCAAAGUUCUGCCAGCCGAUCCUGAACAAGGCGACGGCCGACAGCGAGCUGGAGGGGCAGGUCAUCGGCUGCCUCAAGCUCAAGUACGCCGACCAGCGUUUGUCUCCAGACUGCGAGGCUCAGAUCCAGGUCAUCCUGCAGGAGUCAGCGCUCGAUUACAGGCUGGACCCUCAGCUGCAGAUACACUGCACUGCAGAGAUCUCACGGCUGUGUCCAGAGGAGGCAGCCGCUCAGGAGCAGACGGGGCAGGUGGAGGAGUGUCUGAAGGUCAACCUGCUGAAGAUCAAACAGGAUGGAUGCAAGAAGGAGGUCUUGAACAUGCUGAAGGAGAGUAAGGCGGACAUCUUUGUUGACCCCGUCCUCCACACCGCCUGCGCUCUGGACAUCAAACACCAAUGUGCCGCCAUCCCACCGGGCCGAGGGCGCCAGAUGUCGUGCCUGAUGGAGGCUCUGCAGGACAAGAGAGUGCGUCUGCAGCCCGAGUGCAAGAAGAGACUCCAGGACCGCAUCGACAUGUGGAGCUACGCUGCCAAGGUGGCCCCCGCUGAGGGUUUCUCAGACCUCGCCAUGCAGGUGAUGACGUCUCCGUCCAAAAACUACAUCCUGACGGUGAUCGGUGCCGGCGUGGCGCUGCUCUUCGUGAUGGGUUUGCUCUGCGGACGCUUCACUAAACGCGUCACUCAGGAGCUGAAGGACAGGUAGACUCCGCCCCCUUUGGGGUCAGGACACGCCCACAGGAGAAACAAACAACCAACCAACAACACCGCUGAAAAAUAAGCCCCACCCCCCUCAUUUACAUACCUCCUCCUCUACAUUUCAUUUUCUACCAUCGCUGGAAUGACAUUACCCACAAUCCUGCAGAACAAAAGUGGGCUUGAUCAGCUUUGUAAGCCCCGCCCACUCCUCGAGAGGCCACGCCCACUCCUCGAGAGGCCACGCCCACCUUCUGCAGUUUCACCUGAUGCAGUAUUACUACGCCCCCUCCUCUCUUUGCAGUGAAAUGGGAGGAUUGGGAGUAGGGGGCAUUCAGAUCGUAAGGAUUUUAGGGUUCAUAGGUCAAAAUAUGGGGCGCGAAGAAAUCAUAUUAAUAAGUGUAAAUGUGUAGAAAGUGGGAUGGGAAAUGCUCAUGUAUAGAGCGGUUAAAUGACUCCAGUAUUUUAAUGAUUAAAGUGUGUGAGUGAGAGAGAAAAGGUGUGUGAGAGAGAGAGAAAGAGUGUGUGUGUGUGUGUGUGAGAGAAAAAGUGUGUGUGUGUGAAACUGUCUUUCCACCAUAUUGUUCUCGUCUGUCCUGCUUAAGGGUUUUUGGGGGGUUUGUUUUUUGCUCUGGAUAUAUCUUCUUUUUUUUUGGAUGUGUGUUAGUUAGAUUUGAUCGCCAUGGGACUGCCAGGCGGGCGGUGCUAACCAACCAGCCCUCCACCGAGCAACAGAUACGAUAACAAAAAAAAUAAGAGGGCGUAGGAGGAAACUAAACACUCCCAGCCGACAUCGCCCACAAAAAAUGUCUCGUGGAUAAUUUUUUUUCUGAAACCUGGCAAUGCAGUUUUUUCCCAGCCAAAUGAACGCACCACGAAAUUGAGGACGCUUGUUUCGCUCGCCUUGACUGAUUUUUACGUCCGAAGUCAUUUCAGUUUCACCCUGAAGAGACAGUGGAGCCGACGCUGGGAUUUAUUACUUUUACCCUCUGAUGGUUUCGUACUGGGAGGGUAAGAAACCUGCAGGAUAAUAAAUAAAUAAAGAAAUGAAAAUAUUCUAGAUUAUUAUAGAGAUGUGAACAUUUGUGUAAAGAUGAUACUGGAAUCAUUGCACAUUUCUUUUUUUUUUUUAUAUAUCUAUAAAUAUAUAUAUAUUGUUUUGUCAUAGCCUUAUUUAUUUGUUUACUAAUGUUUUGUUUUUUUAUAUGAUUUGAAUGUUCUCUGGUUGCCUUUUCUCCAGUGAGCGAGAGGACGAGGGGGAAAGAUCAAAGGUUAGGGCAUCAACCUGCCUCUGGGAGAUGACUGAUUUUUACCGUAGGGCAGUGAACGCCUCUCUGGUGGUUUAGAUUUCUGAAAGACGGCAGCUGUUAAACUCUGCACGCUUUGUUCCAGAUCAGAGAAGAGAGGCGAUGUCCCUUACCUUAAAGGACCUUAUUUCGGAAAAAAUAUGUACAUUUUUGUUAAAAGUGGUGCAGGAAUGAGUCCUAAACCCUGAAAUGAGUCUGCAUUUGACCACUUCCUGUCACCUGGUGUGGAAGUCAAUGGUUUUUAGAAUGUGUUUUUGGUCUAAAAUAAGGCAGUGAUUAUGUUUUUUUUGCGGUACAACAAAAAUGAAGCUAUCCUGAGUCUUUAACCCUGAAUGAGUCGGCAUUUUUAGCUCUUCCUGGUUUUGGUCGUUAGCUUAAAUCAAGGUCUGUGGUUAACACGAGCUGAAGAGAUUUUGUUCUACGACAUAAAAUACAUCAGAAAAUACCCCACUGGUGGAUUUAAAAACGUUGGUUGCUAACAAGUGUUUAAAUGAGACGACUAAACGUCAUCACGGCCAACAUUAGCAACCUUUAGCUUAGCCACAGUUCCGUUAUAGCCCAACAUUAGCCGCCUUUAGCUUAGCGGUGGUGACGUGAAGUCAUGUGACCGUGCUGUAGUUCCUUUAUAGCCCAACAUUAGCCACCUUUAGCUUAGCAGUGGUGACGUGAAGUCAUGAAGUACCUGUGUGACUUAAUCUCGGUACCGAAUACAAGACUUUUUGGGUGUAAAGUCUUUCCUAUCAGGUCUUUUCUCACUGUGUUAUACUUUACGUUUUUUCCGAAAAUAAGGCCCCGCGGGAAAAGGGGGUUUUUGCUUCUCUUUAGUGACAGAACUGAGUUGUAGUUUUUGAAUCGGUGCAUCGAUAUCUGUAAUGUGAUGAUACUUUGGGGAUGACCACUGGUGCGUUCAUGCACCGUAAACGCUGAUCAGUGAUGAGGAUAUGAACAGAAAAAGGGUUCAGAAAACAGUUCAUGCAGCCUUCUGAAUAUGUGACUAUCACAAUCGUACUUUUCACCACUUAGCCUGAACAUGAGACGUGUUAGAAGUCAAUGUUUUCCCCCCAAAAUGAACCAAACUGCAGGUGUGAAAGCGACCUGAGAGAAACCAAAACUCAACAUGUCUGUCUCAUGUCUCAGAAAGUCAUUGUUGUUUCUGUCUGCUUCAAGUCAAAUGAUCUUGGAUGUGAGCCGAGGAAAGAGAAGCACGCACAAAACAAAGACCGGGAAACACAAACUGGAUAACGUUACUGAAUCAUUUACUCUCUAGGUCUUUGAGGUCUCUGACUGCUUCUUCUCCGUUUGACGUCUGUAUGAACAGAAGGGUUUAUUGGCCUGCAGGUUGAUGCCGGAGAGAAAAGCGUUUGAGUUUUUCGGGUGGAAUCUUCCGUUGGGGUACGGAAGCCCUGAGAGGCAAGUUUGUGAUUAAAAAAAUAUAUAUAUGAGGAUAAUCUUUCUAAGUUGCUUAAAGAAUGAAAAACAAUGUGUGAAACUUUUGGGGAAAUUAUGUUUUGUAGAUUUCCUUUUUUCCAUUUGCGAAAAACAGAUUUUUGUUUAAAAUGUAGGUUUUAAUAUUUGGGUUUCAGUCGUCUAAGUUUGUCUUUAGAUGGAAUAUUUUCCCACAAUUUUUCGCCAAUUAAUUUCUAAACUGAUCGAGUGAUUUGUCUAGAAAUUGCAGAUCAAAUUCCUCAAUUCUGUCUUAUUGACAUUAUGGUAAACAACUGUCUAUGUACCUUAUCUGUAAAGGAAAACAGGUCGACUAAAACGUCUCUAAGAGAAAUGCUGUUUGCAGGUGAAAAAAAUGUUCUUUAAAGAAUUGUUUUGCCCAUUGUCUUGGAUCCUAAACGGGUGUAAACGAUCCUGGUCCUUACGGUACACAACUCUCUAUGUACCUUAUCUGUAAAGGAAAAUACACAAAGAAUUUUUGCUAAAUUGUCAUUAAGAAAAAUGCUGUUUGUAGGUGGAAAAACGUAAAACGAUCUCGACAAUUCACCUGUUUUCACGAAAGACCCCCAAAAAAAGUAGAAAAAUAAAACAUAUUUUCCCCGUUUCACA
Molecule: messenger RNA, 6862 nt
Organism: Trematomus bernacchii (emerald rockcod)
Lineage: Eukaryota; Metazoa; Chordata; Actinopteri; Perciformes; Nototheniidae
Product: Golgi apparatus protein 1-like
Exons: 26
Coding region: 37-3513 (1158 amino acids)
Cellular component (GO): Golgi membrane
Molecular function (GO): fibroblast growth factor binding
Source: RefSeq, a predicted model, not a curated record